Messenger RNA from Oppiella nova, 800 nucleotides. NCBI's taxonomy places the organism in Eukaryota, Metazoa, Arthropoda, Arachnida, Sarcoptiformes, Oppiidae. The record is from the annotation of a GenBank genome assembly.
CUCUUACAUAUAAUUUCAGUGGAAAGGUAGCCUUAAUCACAGGCUCAAGCUCAGGUAUCGGUGCAGCGGUAGCUGUAUUAAUGGCCAGAUAUGGAGCCACCGGUGUUGUGGUCACAGGUCUGGACGGGGAUGAUGUGAGAAAAGUGGCAAAAGAUUGCAUUAAUGUAUCACCAAAUGGUAUGAAACCACUGGAAAUGAUUACAGACUUUCGCCGGGAGGCAGACAUCCGACAACUGGUUGACACCACAAUCGAUACGUUCGGACGGAUAGAUAUUUUGGUGAACAGCGCCGGUAUGGCUGCGGAUGCUUUCAUAACAGACACGGAUUAUGUAGCAAAACAACGGCUCCUUUUUGAUGUAAACCUCAAUUCUGUGGUCCUUUUGACUCAUUAUUGUGUCAAACAUUUGGAGAAAACUAAUGGAAAUAUUGUUAACAUAUCGAGUACUGGAGGCUUACAACCGGCAAAACUCGUAUCAUCGUAUAGCAUGUCAAAAGCAGCUCUAAAUAUAUUCACUCAAUGUAUGGCACUUGAAUUGGGAGGGAAAGGUAUUCGUGUUAACGCAGUCAUUCCGAGUUUAGUGGACACAAACAUAGCCCGGGCGGGAACGGUAGAUGUUCAGCGUUGGUUUCGGUCCAACUUAGAAAGGGCUGCCAUGGAGUUGCCAGUGGGCCGGUACGGUCAGCCCAUAGACAUCGCAAAUGCCAUUAUUUAUCUCGCCAGUGACCAUGCUACUUUCGUAACAGGCUCUAUUAUGUUAGUAGAUGGGGGACAUAUAGCUGGCAGAAUUAAAAAACAGUUG